Lycium ferocissimum is the source of this 1230-nucleotide messenger RNA. RefSeq lists its product as uncharacterized. The record is from RefSeq and is a predicted model, not a curated record. The transcript has 3 exons. Lineage: Eukaryota; Viridiplantae; Streptophyta; Magnoliopsida; Solanales; Solanaceae. Bases 1 to 1230 code for a protein of 409 amino acids.
AUGUCCAAUGCCUGGUAUACUAUUUGUAUUAAUGGUAAAAGAAAUGGUUUCUUCAAAUCUCAGAGGGGGGUUAAACAAGGUGACCCAAUCUUGCCUAGUCUCUUCAUCAUUGCGUCAGAAGUGCUAUCAAGGUUGCUCAAUAAGCUGUACGAGGAUAAAAAAUUCAAUGGAUUCAAUAUGCCUACCAAUGGCCCGUCGAUAAACCACCUCUCAUACGCUGAUGACAUCAUUAUAUUUUCUUCUGGAAAAUCCUAUACUCUUAUGAAAAUCAUGAAGUGCCUAAAAGAUUACCAGGAGAACUCUGGUCAAAUGAUCAACGAGGGAAAGAGCUGUUUUCUGAUGGAUGACUCGAUUUCUUCUAAGAGAGUGAAUAUUGUGGCAGGCAUCCUAAAUUUCCAAAGAGCCAAUUUCCCCAUUACUUACUUAGGCUGCCCAAUUUUCGUGGGAAGGAAAAACAUUCAAUAUUUUAGUUUCAUGGCAACCAAAAUUCUCCAAAAACUGGAUUCUUGGCAGUGUAAAACACUGUCAAAUGGUGGUAAAAUUAUUCUCAUUAAGCAUGUACUUAGUGCUAUUCCGGUCCAUUUACUUUCAAUAUGCAUGCCUCCAAAAACUAUUUUUAAACAAAUAGAAAGUAUCUUUGCUAACCUUUUCGGGGACAAAGGUGAUGAUGAAGGGGGCAUUGGCGUAAGAUCUUUGCAAGAAAUUGCAGAAUCCUUCUCUGCUAAGCUAUGGUGGACAUUCAGAACAGCCGAGUCCUUAUGGACCAAGUUUAUGAAGGCCAAAUAUUCUAUGAGAAUUCACCCGAUGGCUAGAAAGUGGAACUAUGCUCAUUCACAUACAUGGAGAAGACUCAUGAAGAUUAGAGACAAAGUGGAUCAUCUAAUCCACUGGAAGAUCAAUAAAGGCAAUUCUAACAUCUGGUGGGAUAAAUGGAUGGGAACAGGAAAACUUGCUCGGCUCAACACUAAUACUUCCAUCAACAGCCCCUUACACCAAUAUAUCCACCACAAGGAGUGGGACACGAAUAAGCUAUUAAAAAAUUUCCCUCUUGAGAUGGUGAACAACAUUCAGAAUAUUAAAAUCCAUUCUCUAGAUCAUAGGGAUAUACCUAUAUGGACUCCCACCUGCGAUGGGAAGUUCACCUGUAAAUCAGCAUGGAAUGCUAUGAGAGAGCCUAAUCAUACCUCGCUGGUUUGGUCAUCAGGAGACCCAGGAACACCUGUUCCAUGA